Molecule: messenger RNA, 600 nt
Organism: Cydia fagiglandana
Lineage: Eukaryota; Metazoa; Arthropoda; Insecta; Lepidoptera; Tortricidae
Exons: 3
Coding region: 43-600 (185 amino acids)
Source: RefSeq, a predicted model, not a curated record
ACAUUUGGAUCUUAAUCGUUCCGAAAGACGGCCGUCUUUCCUAUGGGAAAUUUUGUAACUGGACUGUGCUCAGUUUGUUUACGAUUUGGGAUAAUGGAGCGCUGGGUCGGCAAGACAGCCGUGGUGACAGGCGCUAGUGCGGGGAUCGGGGCGGCGGUGUGCGUCGCACUAGCUGACGCUGGGAUGAAGGUCGUCGGGCUCGCGAGGAGAGCGCCGUUAGUUGAGGUUGGUGAUGUUCUCAGGAUAAUGGAGCGCUGGGUCGGCAAGACCGCGGUGAUGAAAGGCGCUAGUGCGGGGAUCGGGGCGGCGGCGGUGUGCGGCGCUGUAGCUGACGCUGGGAUGAAGGUCGUCGGGCUCGCGAGGAGAGCGCCGUUAGUUGAGGUUGGUGAUGUUCUCAGGUUAAUGGAGCGCUGGGCCGGCAAGACCGCGGUGGUGACAGGCGCUAGUGCGGGGAUCGGAGCGGCGGUGUGCGGCGCGCUAGCUGACGCUGGGAUGAGGGUCGUCGGACUCGCGAGGAGAGCGCUGUUAGUUGACGUUGGUGAUGUUCUCAGGAUAAUGGAGCGCUGGGCCGGCAAGACCGCGGUGCUGACGCUGGGAUGA